UAUCUCUUUUCUCCCCACAUAAAAUGACUUCGUAAUCUUCCUACGUAUAAUACCGAUCAAUGGAACCUCAUUGGUGCACCCUCCAAUGCUGUUUUCUCUGAAAACCGUCAAAUCUCUAUCUUUCAUAAUUUGUUCGAACAUUCAGAUUAGAUACAUUUUUAGCUUCCCGUAUUUUCCGGUAGUUCAACUGAACAACGAAUUCGUCCGGAAUUCUGUCUAUGUUCAUAAAAUCUCAAUUGUCUUAUCCAUUAUCACGAAAUAUUCGGAGCCGUUUCAGAAAAUAUUAUCAAGUAGGUCGAUAAAACAAUCAUUUAAGGGCUAAUAUGGUAGUUACAUCAUCCUCAUCAAAUCCCGUUCCCUGCGCUACCGCCUUCUUCAUCCUUUGGGUUGCAGGUUUUCUCUAAGGCCAACCCUUCGGAUCAACAGAAAAUUUCCAACAACGACCUCAACAUCGACUCAUCGUGGCGGAAAGAAGACGAGUUAGAGUUUUGAUCAUCCGUUCUGCUUUCCCUUGUCUUUUUCUCUUGUUCAUAAGAGAAUUGAUCACGGAGAAACUCUGAAUUAUUGGCUUAAUUCGCGAGUUGAAUCAUAUAUUGUUUAGGUUUUCGCAGAAGGGUUUGAUCGAGGAGUAUUAGAUUUCCCCAUUUUUUGUGACGUACCGGUUCAUCCAAGAUGGGAACUUGUGUUGAUCACCGGGGGCUCGCCGCCCCUGCCGAAGGAGAUGCCCGUGAUGAUGGUGGGAUGGAUUGUCGUAACUGUGCGGCAGCUGGGGAUCUUUGGGUUAGAUUGGCAGGUGUUGGAGUCGGACAGGUUGGUGGUUUUAGCCAUGAAAGUGAGCACGACUUGGCUUUAAUGGUUAGCGAUUUUUUGGAGAAUGGAAGCGGUGGAACAGAUUCGAGGUGCAGUAGUGAUAGCGACUCUGGCGUCUCCGACCUCGCUCAUCUCGUUGAGAAGAUUUCGUUCCAUAAGCAUAAAAUGGAUCAGUUUGAAAGCAACUUGUUGUCAAUAGUACAUUCCCUUAUACUUUCUGUCAAUGGCAUCGACCUUCGAUCUGUCAAGCCAGGCCAGUGCAAUGCUAGCUGCAUCAGGUUUUUUCUUGUAAAGCUUCUGAGAUUUUCAGGUUACGAUGCUGCUGUUUGUGCUGCCACAUGGCAAGGUAGUGAGAAGGUCCCUGGAGGUGAUCAUGAGUAUAUUGAUGUGGUCACACAUCGUGAUACUGGGCACUCCGAACGCUUAAUAAUCGAUGUGGAUUUUUGGAGCCACUUCGAAAUAGCAAGAGCAGUUGAAUCUUAUGAUGUAGUAUUGAAUUCUCUUCCAGUAGUUUAUGUGGGCUCUCUGUCCAGGCUAAAACAAUUCCUACAAGUCAUGGUAGAAGCUGCAAGGUCUUCCCUCGAGCAAAACUCCAUGCCUCUUCCACCAUGGAGGUCUUUUGCUUAUUUGGAAGCCAAGUGGCACUCUGCCUACCAGAGAAAGCUCAACCCGGAUGAACAGAGCAUCCAAGAGAUUGGUUCUUCUGAUCAUAAGCAGUGCAUGGGGCACUUGAGAAGGCUAAAAUCUUCUCUCCAGUUGGAAAUUGAAGCAGGACGAUUGUUGAAGCCCAUAAACAAUGAUAAUAACAGGAGGCUGAAACUAGAGAGGUGGAGGCCUUCUCCAUUCAGGACGCAAUGAAGAUGUAUUGAUCUUCAGGCAUGUUAUCCGAUAAAACUGUUCAUUUUUUUAUCGGAUAACAUGCCUGAAGAUCUUCGGGUGGUAGCAGAGGGCAUCAAAUAACUCAACCAGAUGGAAAGCUGGUCUAUAGCUAACACCAACAACUGAUACAUCAAUAUGGAGGUGGGGGAAGUCUUCAUCUCAUAUUUGAGGAGGAAAACAUUUCCUUUCAUUCUUUUUUUUUUUUUUUUUGGGUUACACCAGCAGCAAACACCAUGGAAAUCGGCAUUGGGAGAUGGACUACGUGGGGGAUCGUUUGGACCAGUCAAGAGGUUUUUUAAUUCUGGUGCAGCAUUAAUCUAUGGGAGAUUUGAGUUUGUGCUUUUUUUUUUUUUUUUGAGUGAAUUCCUCGCCUCUUUUACGGGCACGGGGGGAUUUUUACAUUACAUCUAUAUGGUUUCUAUGCCCCAUAUAUUUCAACUGAAUUUCUUUUCUGGCCGAGGUCAGAAGUCUGAUGUCUGAUAGAAUUUGUUUCUACUA
Molecule: messenger RNA, 2187 nt
Organism: Macadamia integrifolia
Lineage: Eukaryota; Viridiplantae; Streptophyta; Magnoliopsida; Proteales; Proteaceae
Exons: 4
Coding region: 673-1668 (331 amino acids)
Source: RefSeq, a predicted model, not a curated record